Tachyglossus aculeatus (Australian echidna) is the source of this 4467-nucleotide messenger RNA. RefSeq names its product nucleoporin 155 (gene NUP155). Lineage: Eukaryota; Metazoa; Chordata; Mammalia; Monotremata; Tachyglossidae. The transcript has 35 exons. Gene Ontology annotation, cellular component: nuclear pore; nuclear pore inner ring. Gene Ontology annotation, biological process: transcription-dependent tethering of RNA polymerase II gene DNA at nuclear periphery; RNA export from nucleus; protein import into nucleus. Bases 4 to 4167 code for a protein of 1387 amino acids. The record is from RefSeq and is a predicted model, not a curated record. Gene Ontology annotation, molecular function: structural constituent of nuclear pore.
GCCAUGCCGUCGGCCGUGCUGACCCCUCCGGCCGCCGCCGCCCUCCAAGAGGCGCUGGACAUGGCGGGCCGCCUCAUCGACCGCCAGCUGCAGGAGGACCGCGCCUACCCCGACCUGCCCCAGAGGCUCGGCGCACAGCCCCCCAAUUGUCCUACGGUUUCUGGAAUUUCCGAUAUGGAUUAUCCUCUUCAAGGACCCGGUUUGAUGUCGAUUCCCAACCUGCCAGAGAUCAGUUCCAUCAGAAGAGUUCCUCUCCCUCCUGAACUGGUGGAACAGUUUGGCCAUAUGCAGUGCAAUUGUAUGAUGGGUGUGUUUCCUGAAAUCAGCAGAGCGUGGCUCACUAUUGACAGUGACAUAUUUAUGUGGAACUAUGAAGACGGAGGAGACCUUGCCUAUUUUGAUGGACUUAGUGAAACUAUCCUCUCUGUGGGGCUGGUGAAGCCCAAGGCAGGUAUUUUUCAGCCACAUGUCCGGCACCUCUUGGUAUUGGCCACACCUGUAGACAUUGUGAUUCUAGGACUCAGUUACACCAAUUUGCAAACAGGUUGUGGAGUCCUAAAUGACAGCCUGUCAGGUGGAAUGCAGUUGCUUCCAGACCCUUUGUAUUCCCUUCCAACAGACAACACGUAUCUUCUGACGAUCACGUCUACAGAUAAUGGUAGAAUUUUCUUAGCGGGGAAAGAUGGCUGUUUGUAUGAAGUAGCAUAUCAGGCAGAAGCAGGCUGGUUUAGCCAACGGUGCAGGAAGAUAAACCACUCAAAGAGCUCGCUUUCCUUCCUGGUUCCCUCGUUGCUGCAGUUCACGUUUUCAGAGGACGAUCCCAUCGUUCAAAUUGCAAUCGACAACUCCAGGAACAUCUUAUAUACCCGCUCAGAGAAGGGUGUAAUACAGGUCUAUGAUUUGGGUCACGACGGACAAGGGAUGAGCCGGGUUGCCUCCGUGUCCCAGAGCUCGAUUGUGUCUGCUGCUGGAAACAUCGCUAGGACCAUCGAUCGUUCUGUUUUUAAGCCGAUCGUUCAACUGGCAGUGAUCGAAAAUUCGGAAUCCGUCGAUUGCCAGUUACUGGCCAUCACUCACGCGGGUGUGCGCCUGUAUUUCAGCACGUGUCCGUUUAAACAGCCUUUAGCGCGGCCCAAUAUGUUGACUUUGGUACACGUCCGCUUGCCGCCGGGAUUCUCCGCUUCUUCUAAUGUGGAAAAGCCGUCCAAGGUGCAUAAGGCUCUGUAUAGCAAAGGUGUCCUUCUGAUGGCAGCUUCGGAAAAUGAAGAUAAUGAUAUAUUGUGGUGUGUCAAUCAUGAUACUUUUCCUUUCCAAAAGCCAAUGAUGGAAACUCAGAUGACCACACGUGUUGAUGGGCAUUCCUGGGCUCUUUCUGCCAUAGAUGAGCUGAAAAUGGAUAAGAUAAUAACACCUUUAAAUAAGGACUUCAUUCCAGUGACAGAUUCCCCAGUUGUUGUCCAGCAGCAUAUGCUGCCGCCAAAGAAGUUUGUUUUGCUCUCAGCGCAGGGGAGUCUUAUGUUUCAUAAACUCAGACCUGUAGAUCAACUGAGACACCUCCUCGUUAGUAACGUAAGUGGAGACGGAGAGGAGAUUGAAAGAUUCUUCAAAUUGCACCAGGAGGACCAGGCGUGUGCCACCUGUCUCAUCCUCGCCUGCUCUACGGCUGCGUGCGAUAGAGAAGUCUCCGCUUGGGCAACCCGGGCGUUCUUCAGGUAUGGUGGAGAGGCACAGAUGCGAUUUCCAUCAAUUCUUCCUCCAAAUAAUGUCGGACCCAUCUUGGGGUCUCCAGUUUAUCCUGGUUCCCCUCUGCCUGUUGGAAGUCCGUACCCCCAUGCAAGCUUUUUGGGGUCCCCAGCUCAAGGCGUGCACCCUCCUACCAUGUCAACUCCGAUGUUCCCUCCCGGAAGUCCAGGAUCCCAGGCCGGCGCAAACAUUGGCGGAAUGAUCGCUCCCGAGUUGGUAUAUUCCGGAAAGCACAACGGCAUUUGCAUUUACUUCUCCCGAAUCUUAGGAAAUAUCUGGGAUGCAAGUUUGGUUGUGGAGAGAGUGUUCCGGAGUGGCAGCAGAGAGAUCAUUGCAGUGGAAAGCAGUGUGUCGUCUCAGCUGCUUGAGUCGGUGCUUUAUGAACUGAAAGGUUUACAAGAAUUUUUGGACAGAAACUCCCAAUUUGCAGGAGGGUCUCUUGGGAACCCAAACACUACAGCUAAAGUGCAGCAAAGGCUGAUAGGAUUCAUGCGUCCGGAAAAUGGCAAUUCUCAACAGAUGCAGCAGGAGCUGCAGAGGAAGUUCCAUGCAGAGGCGCAACUGAAUGAAAAGAUCUCCCUGCAAGGAAUCCAACAACUCGUUCGCAAAACCUACCAGGCUUUGGCUUUGUGGAAACUCCUCUGCGAGCAUCAAUUCAAUGUUAUCGUAGGAGAACUUCAGAAGGAAUAUCAGGAGCAUUUGAAGAUAACUACUUUUAAAGACCUGGUAAUUAGAGAUAAGGAGCUCACUGGAGCCUUAAUCGCAUCUCUUAUCAACUGUUAUAUCCGAGACAAUGCUGCCGUGGACGGCAUCAGUUCGCACUUACAGGACAUUUGCCCGCUUCUGUACAGCACGGACGAUGCCGUCUGUUCCAAGGCCAACGAACUGCUCCAACGCUCCCGGCACGUUCAAAGCAAAUGUGAAAAGGAGAGGAUGCUGAGAGAAUCACUGAAAGAGUAUCAGAAAAUCAGUCAUCAAGUGGAUCUUUCCAAUGUCUGUGCCCAGUACAGACAAGUGCGCUUCUACGAGGGUGUUGUGGAGCUGUCCCUCACCGCCGCCGAGAAAAAGGACCCCCAGGGUCUUGGACUCCAUUUCUAUAAACACGGGGAACCGGAAGAAGACGCAGCAGGAUUGCAAGCUUUCCAGGAGAGGUUAAACAGCUACAAGUGUAUCACCGACACACUCCAGGAGCUAGUAAACCAGAGCAAGGCAGCCCCACAGUCUCCCAGCGUCCCCAAAAAGCCGGGCCCUCCAGUGUUAUCAUCUGACCCAAAUAUGUUAAGCAACGAAGAAGCGGGACACCAUUUUGAACAAAUGCUUAAACUGGCUCAGCGGUCCACAGAUGAACUCUUCAGCAUUGCUCUUUACAACUGGCUAAUUCAAGCCGACCUCGCGGACAAGCUGCUGCAGGUCGCCUCCCCUUUCCUGGAGCCCCAUCUGGUGCGGAUGGCCAAAGUGGAUCAAAACAAAGUUCGUUACAUGGACUUACUCUGGAAAUACUUCGAGAAGAACAGAAGUUUUAGCAGUGCUGCCCGAGUGCUCGCAAAAUUGGCUGAUAUGCACAGCACAGAAAUUUCCCUUCAACAACGUUUGGAGUACAUUGCGCGAGCCAUUCUGAGUGCCAAAAGUUCCACUGCCAUUUCCUCAAUAGCAGCCGAUGGUGAAUUUCUUCAUGAACUUGAGGAGAAAAUGGAAGUUGCCAGGAUCCAGCUGCAAAUACAAGAUACGCUACAGAGGCAAUAUUCCCAUCAUUCUUCUGUUCAAGAUGCUAUUUCCCAGCUGGACUCUGAACUAAUGGACAUAACAAAGCUCUAUGGGGAAUUUGCAGAUCCAUUCAAACUGGCGGAGUGUAAGCUUGCCAUAAUCCAUUGUGCGGGUCACUCAGAUCCCAUCUUGGUGCAGACCCUUUGGCAAGAAAUCACAGAGAAGGAGCUGAGUGACAGUGUGUCUAUGAGUCCGCCCGACAGGAUGCAAGCUCUUAGUCUCAAGAUAGUGUUACUUGGCAAAAUUUAUGCUGGCACACCUCGCUUCUUUCCGCUGGAUUUCAUCGUGCAGUUCCUGGAGCAGCAAGUUUGUUCUCUGAACUGGGAGGUGGGCUUUGUCAUUCGGGCCAUGCGUGAGAUAGGAGUGCCACUUCCUCGGCUGCUAGAAGUGUACGACCAGUUGUUCAAAUCCCGGGACCCAUUCUGGAACCGAAUGAAGAAGCCGUUACACCUCCUGGAAUGCAUCCACGUGUUACUGUCCAGAUAUGUCGAAAACCCUAACCAAGUUCUGAAUUACGAAAGACGCCGCUUCACCAAUCUGUGCAUGGACGCGGUUUGCUGUUACCUCGUCGAGCUCCAGUCUAUGAGCCCUACCAUGGCAGUGCAGACCAUCAUUGGGAAUUUUAAAUCUCUUCAGGCUAAGCUGGAACGACUUCACUGAGUGGGAAAACGGACUUCAGAAGCCUGUAGUUUUAACCACAAUAAAGACUGAGACAGGUGCCGGGAAUCUCGGAAGCCCUGCGAUAAGAGUUCGACUGCCCGCAGUUUGUUUCCUACAAUGAAUUGGGACGAUGCUUUCCACGGUCUUAACCCGUCGUCAUCUAUAAACAGGAGAGCGUACUUUGCCAGAUUUCUUUUUACUACCACACAACUUUUCUAGUAACGUCUAUUUUUAAAAAACAAAUAACUUGAUAUGCUUUGCAGUUUCUUCCUCGAGGAUUAAAAAUGGUUGGAAACUUAA